AUGGCCGCCUUUGUAAAAGCGAUCAAUGCAAAGAUCAGGGCACACCCUGUCCUGAACUACGUCUGUUCAACACACUUCUGGGGUCCCGUCUCCAACUUCGGUAUCCCAGUCGCUGCCGUGAUGGACACUCAAAAGAGCCCAGACCUGAUCUCCGGCCCCAUGACAGGCGCCCUCUGCGUCUACUCGGCCACCUUCAUGCGCUACGCCCUCGCCGUCCAGCCCAAGAACUACCUGCUCUUCGCCUGCCACUUUGUCAACGAGGGCGCCCAGCUCACGCAAGGGUACCGCUACCUGCAGUGGCAUAACUGGGGCGGCAAGGAGAAGGCCGGCCUGGCGGGCGGCGUGGAGGCUGUCAAGGAAAAGGCGAGGGAGGUGGAAGAGAAGACGAAGGAGCUGGCCGGGAGGAAAUAA
Molecule: messenger RNA, 411 nt
Organism: Chaetomium strumarium
Lineage: Eukaryota; Fungi; Ascomycota; Sordariomycetes; Sordariales; Chaetomiaceae
Exons: 3
Coding region: 1-411 (136 amino acids)
Biological process (GO): pyruvate import into mitochondria
Cellular component (GO): mitochondrial inner membrane
Source: RefSeq, a predicted model, not a curated record